UCUACGUCUCUCCCACUCUUGGUCUACCUUUCUUAGUCGAAAGAUUGCGAGACUGAUACAAUGGCACGCUGACUCUAAGGUUCUCACCAUGUAUUCACUCCCCAAAGCUACGCGCCAGCGCGGCCUGCCCUUAAGACGUUCAUGGCCGCUUUCAACAGUUCGGUGCUAUGUGAGACCCAGCAGUAGCUUUCUGCGGAUAUCCGACGAGGUCCAGGAAGCUCUGCAUUCUAAGAAGUCCGUAGUAGCUCUAGAGACCACCAUAUAUACUCAUGGAUUCCCGUAUCCCGACAAUGUAGCUCUAGCUUCACACCUCGAAAGCGUUGUUCGCACCAAUGGCGGUGUACCUGCAACAAUUGGCAUACUAGAUGGCAUUGCAUGCGUCGGAAUGGACCCUGAAGAGCUCAUCCAGCUCACGUCGAGUGCUGGACACGAGAAUACCUUGAAGCUCUCCCGGAGGGAUUUGGGCUUUGCUUGUGGAAUGCGACUAGCGGGCAAGAAGUUCAAUGGCGGUACUACGAUCGCUGGAACGAUGAUACUGGCGCAUUUAGCAGGGAUCAAAAUCUUUGGAACCGGUGGCCUUGGUGGUGUCCAUAGAGGCGCUGAAUCUUCUAUGGACAUCUCCGCUGACUUGACCGAGCUCGGCCGUACUCCAGUCACUGUGAUCAGUAGCGGGUGCAAGAGCUUCCUGGAUAUUCUUCGCACUCUUGAGUAUCUUGAGACUGAAGGUGUCGGCAUUGGUACCUUCGCAGAUGGUAGGCAAGGUAAUGUCGAUUUCCCUGCGUUCUGGUCUAGAGACAGUGGUGUCAAAAGCCCAACGACCAUUCAGAACGAGUUAGAAGCUGCUGCUAUCAUACACGCUCAACACUCUCUUGGCAUCUCUUCUGGGCUUCUAUUUGCGAAUCCUGUCCCGGAGAGUGCGGCUAUUCCUAAACAUGAAAUGGAUAUCAUAAUAAAAGAGGCAAUCAGACAAGCGGAUGCUGCUGGUAUCACCGGCAAAGACAACACGCCCUUCAUCUUGAAUAAAGUUAAGGAACUCACCGGAGGCAAGAGUUUGCCUGCCAACAGGGCAUUGAUUGAAUCAAAUGUUCGGCGUGCAACGAUUGUUGCCAGAGAGCUUGCAAUAUUGGAAAAGACUCAAGCCGAUGCUAUUGGUGGUAACUCGAAGCAUUUUAUGCCGUCUUUCCAAACACCACAACCGCAAAAUCCACCCAUAAAAGCUGUGAUGCACCAACCUCCAGAGUCAGUAACAACGAAGCCUUCGCAAAUACAGGGCGGUAUCAUAGUGGCAGGAUCUUUAGCCAUGGAUAUAUCUUGUGACUACUCUCCUCUCCCUGGAGCGUCGAGCGAGUCGGCAAUGGCUCCUCAAUCCCAUACUUCUAAUCCUGCAGUUGUGACACAAUCAAUAGGAGGCGUGGGCUACAAUGUAGCCAGAGCAGCAGAACUUAUGGGUAGCCCCGUCACUCUGUGCAGCGUCCUCGGCAACGACUUCACAGGUCGAGCCAUUGCAGCAAAAUUAGACUCCGACAAAUCUCCAAACUUUGUGCUCUCCUCGAUAAAAUCUCAAGACCACAACACAGCUCAGUACGUUGCCGUCAACGACAUCAACAAAGACCUGGUCGUCGCCAUGGCCGACAUGAGUAUCAUGGAAACGUUCGCACCAGACGACAUACAACAACUACAACAAUCCAUCAUGAAAACACAACCCAACUGCCUCGUCGUUGACGGCAACUGGUCUAUUCCUACCCUCCACUCCUGGCUCCGCGCAGGCAAAUCCGCCGGCGUAUUCAUAGCCUUCGAGCCCGUUUCAACCGCCAAAGCGACCCGCCUCUUCCCCCCUCCUUCGUCAAAAUCACCCACCUCUCCGAUUUUCCCAAACCACCUCGUCGACCUCGCUUCGCCAAACUCACACGAGCUUGCCGCCCUCCACGCCACUGCUGCGCGUCUCGACCUCCUCUCCCACCCAGACUGGUGGCGUGUCAUCGACGCUCUCGGCAUUCCCUCCUCGGGUCUCCGUGUUCCUCUCGCUCUGACCACCACUUCUGCCCUUGUCGACGAGGGCAUCCCUCAGCAGAGUAUCCAGCUCCUCCCGUUCAUCCCAACAAUACUAACCAAGCUGGGCCCGCGCGGCGUGCUGCUCACUAAGCUGCUGAAAGCAGGCGAUCCGCGCCUCAGCAGCCCGUCUGCAGCGCCGUACGUGCUCGCACGUUGCUCGAAUGGCGAUACGGAGGUCGGCGGGGUCUACGUACGGCUGUUCGAGCCCGACGAGGUCGUCGGGCCGAAGGAGGUGGUCAGUGUAAACGGAGUUGGAGAUACAUUCCUUGGAGCGUUAUUGUCAGGGAUGGUCAAGGGAAGGAGAGUGGAAGACGUGGUGCCGAUUGCGCAGAGGGCGGCGGGGCUGAGUUUGAAGAGUAAGGAGUCAGUAAGCCCAGAGCUGGUGGGUUUGGGGGAGGAGAUUGAGGCGUGGGGGGUGGAAAGUGGGGAGGACGAUGGGGGAUGGAUGGACUGA
Mytilinidion resinicola is the source of this 2506-nucleotide messenger RNA. RefSeq lists its product as uncharacterized. The coding region runs from base 89 to 2506 and encodes 805 amino acids. The record is from RefSeq and is a predicted model, not a curated record. Gene Ontology annotation, molecular function: pseudouridylate synthase activity. The transcript is spliced from 5 exons. NCBI's taxonomy places the organism in Eukaryota, Fungi, Ascomycota, Dothideomycetes, Mytilinidiales, Mytilinidiaceae.